GUAACUUUUUCAUCACUGUUUACUCAUGUCAGAUUGAGCUUGUCCUUUGUUAUUGUAUAGCUGAAUAGCUUUAAAAUAAGAGAUGCAUUAAACACAUGACAAUUUGAGAAAACAGAACAUAACAGGUCAGAAAAAAACUUAAAAAGAAUGUAAUGGUUAAAGGUUCAAUCGGUCGUAAAUUGAGCUCACUUUUUCAACCAUUAUUAAUGUUUUAUUGUUAACACAUUAGUGUUAAAUGUAAUUUGUUUAGCUAUUGAACUGUCGGCAACUGUUCUCUCUCUCACUUGUAAAUAUUUUGUAACAUAAUGGAGCUUUUCUUUCUUUCUUUCUUUCUUUCUUUCUUUCUUUCUUUCUUUCUACUGUAUCCUGCACUUUCUACUGAGGCAAAACUUCUCAUCGCCUUCAAUAAAGAGUUUUCUCUGAGUAAGGGGCGCGGGAUCUAGCCCCUAAUUUUGAUAAUUCGCCUUCCAGUCUCUAUUUGCAUUCUAGGAUUCGCGGACUUCCAGAAUCUGGAGAGCGAUUAUUAAAAUUGUGCGCACAUGUACUCUCCUAGCAUAGAUUGGGAUCCAUUAACCCCCUUUCUUCCUCUCUCAGUUUUAGUGAUACAGCUUCCUUUUGCAUGUGAUGAAGUGUAGGAUUAAGAUCUCAGUAAUGGCAGAGUACAGAAGGUAAGGGGCCAGGGAUUUCGCAGAAGUGCUUGCACCGCUAUUUAGCAGUGAAUAAUUCUCCUCCCAAACCCCAGUCAUAUGGCGAAGGUAGUUAACCAUGGAAACCGUUUCACUACAAACAUUCUAUUUUAAAAAAGCUUUGGGGGAAUAAUUCGAAUGAAAAUUAUUGAUGCUUGGGAAAGGUGAGAGAUGGGGAUCGUUGAGGGCUGUAGGUUUGGGAGUGAUUCCUUUUUCUCUUUUGAAGUCCCAGAAUGGAGAAGACAUAGAAUCCAUUAAAAUUGUCGUCUUCUCCGUCUAGCCUUGUUUUAUAGCCAGCGUCGCUCAUACAAACAGAAAUUCCGCCUUGCCUCCAUUACCACCCUGACACUGUACCUACGUCCUCACUUUCUAGUUUGUCAGCAGCAUUCGCUCAUUCUAAUCUAUACAGUUCUUCAGCUCCGCACAAAGCAAUCUCACGGUGGCACACUCAAAGAAAGAACUCAUGUCACCACGUCUGGAGAGGCAAUUACAUUCAAGGGAAAGAUUGUGAAACUCCUGAUAUGCGUUGCCCACCCACAUUGUUCCAAUCCCCCUUUCGACAGAUUUCAUCCUGGCUGGCAAACGCGUGACAUGAAACUAGAAGGACAAUACGUCUGCCUCUGUUCUGCCUCUGAAACGAUAGUCCCUGUUAUACUUUCGGUUAUAUUUAGCAUAAAUUAAGACGAUACCUGUCCUUCCCCCGUGAUCAAGCGCCCUCCUUCUAAUGAAUUCUCAUGCGUAUGUCUAAAGGACUCGUCUGCUUCCUAGCGUUGGGUGCAGCCCACCAGCUGGGAAACUCUUCCAGAUUCAUUCUGUCAACUCAUAUAAGAGAGAAAUCAGCCUAUAUCCUUGACUGAGAAUUUAAGGUUCGGGGUGCAGGGCGCUGGGAAGUGACUUCCCCGUUGGCGUCUAUUCGCGGCAGGACAGCUCUGCUAGGGAUUAUAUACUCAUCGUCCUGUUCUUCUGCGUGCUGAAUCUCGCCUUGCUUUUUGGUCUGUCCGUGGUGCUGAUGAAAAUUCUUCUCGUGUCGUCCGUUCUGCUUAUGGGCAAGUCUUCUCAUAUUCCUUGGUGCUUUCUGCUCCAGAAUUGUUAUCAAGGUUAUCAAAGAAAUGAAGUGACAGCUUUUAGUGAGAUCCUGCUGCUUGAGUGAUGAGAACAUUUUGAGCUUCUGAAACCAUUCGGAAGAAACUCAGUGCAGUCGAGACCAAUGCAGGGCAUGGACGCAAGUUCCAACAACAUGAACACAUCAUUUCUCUCCUCUGCUGGGAAUCAGUCCAUCCACCUGAACUUUUCAGAGAAGAAUUCCAGAACCAUACACUUCCAAGAUGAAGAUUGCCACAUGCCAUUGGCCAUGGUCUUCACCUUGGCUCUGGUUUAUGGGGCUGUGAUCAUUCUUGGUGUUUCUGGAAAUCUAGCCUUGAUUAUCAUCAUCUUAAAACAGAAGGAGAUGCGCAAUGUUACUAAUAUCCUUAUUGUCAACCUUUCCUUCUCAGACCUUCUAAUGACCAUCAUGUGUCUCCCCUUCACUUUUGUAUACACUUUAAUGGACCACUGGAUUUUCGGGGAGGCCAUGUGCAAGCUGAAUCCUUUUGUGCAGUGUGUCUCAAUCACAGUCUCCGUUUUCUCUUUGGUCCUCAUCGCAAUUGAACGCCACCAGCUGAUCAUCAACCCUCGAGGGUGGAGGCCGAAUAACAGACAUGCCUACCUAGGGGUUGCUGCCAUCUGGAUUCUAGCCAUGGCUUCCUCCUUGCCUUUCCUGGUUUAUCAUGUAUUAACUGAUGAACCCUUCAAAAAUAUAACAAUCGAUGAAUAUAAGGACAAAUAUGUGUGCUUGGACUUGUUCCCUUUGGACACUAUCAGGCUUUCUUAUACCACAGCUCUGUUGGUGAUACAGUACUUUGGACCACUUUGUUUUAUAUUUAUUUGCUACUUAAAGAUAUACAUACGCUUAAAACGAAGGAACAACAUGAUGGACAAGAUGCGAGACAAUAAAUACAGAUCCACUGAAACCAAAAGGAUCAACAUCAUGCUGAUCUCUAUUGUGGUUGCAUUUGCAGUCUGCUGGCUACCUCUUACCAUCUUUAAUAUUGUGUUUGACUGGAAUCAUGAAAUUCUACCUGUUGCCACCUGCAGCCACAAUUUGUUGUUCUUGAUUUGCCACCUCACAGCCAUGAUCUCUACUUGUGUGAACCCUAUCUUUUAUGGAUUUCUCAACAAGAACUUCCAGAGGGACUUGCAAUUUUUCUUUCAUUUUUGUGAUUUUCGCUCCAGGGAUGAUGAUUAUGAGACUAUAGCCAUGUCCACCAUGCAUACAGAUAUUUCGAAGACCUCUUUGAAGCAAGCAAGCCCAGUAGCAUUUAAAAAAAUAAAUAAUGAUUAUGAUGAAAAAAUAUAACCCCCCCAUCUAACCCAAAAUGUUGGCAGUAUGGUCACAGGUGAUAUGGGCCCAAGGAAAAGCACAAACUUGUAACAAAAUGGGUAAUGGUUUUUCUUUUUUUAAGGAACUCUUUUGUCACUUUGAAAUCAUAUGCUGUGCAUUUUUCCCUAUUGCUGCUUUAAUAUUCACAGCAGUUAUAUUUGAAUCACACUAUAAGACAUUGUUGGACCUGCUUCUAUUUAGGGUUUUCAUCAGCUGUCUUUUGUUGCAAAGUUAUGCACGUCUGCACUAAGAUUUAUCUAUUGUAUUUAUCAAAAAUGAAUAUUUUUUCAGCAGUGUGAAUAGAUACAAAUCCAUUGGAAACAAUAGUGGUCUGAAUGAGACUAUCACUAAAGAAGACAUCUAGUCUGGCAUAAAAUUAGAUCAUUCUGAAUUGAAGAGCUUUAUUUUUUUUAAUCCAGUUUUAGAGCAGUAUUAAAUAAAAGCCUAUUUGCUGGAAUAACCAGACAAGAAUGACUCCCUGACAAACCCUUAGAUUAAAUUAAAUUAAAUGGUGUUUUUUAAUCAAUUAGGAUCAAAGAAAGAAUUAAGGGCCAAUUUCUGUUCUUAUUUAUACUACUGAAAAUCCAGAGUAAUUCCACUGAGUGCAAUGGAGUUUCACCAGUGUAACUUUUAGCAGAAUUUAGCUCUUAAUCCUGUCUUUGAAUUUAAUCCUAACAUUUUACAGCUAAAUUUAAAAAUGUAAACAAUUUUUUCAUUUAAAAACCAAAAUUUAACAUUUUCAUUUGCUAAUAUAUGAGGGAAUUGGACUGUUAGUGUGAAGUUCGCCUCUAACUCAAGACAUACACACCAUUUAAAUCCUACUUACACCCUUUUUUGAGGACCUAAAUAGUGUUUAAUAGCCAGCCCUCUGCACAGGGUACAAUUUCACCUUCAAAGAAUACUUUGAAAAUCAAGUCCACUAGUAAAACUAUAUGGUGGUCCUGGCUUUCUGAAAUUUUUAUAGUAAUUACUUUGCUAGUCUACAUUAAUAAUGUAGAGCUGUAUUCUUCCGUCAGAUACAAUGAUGUAUUUCUGGACUUUCUCCAACACCAUGAAGGAGUUGAUCCAGAUUUCCACCGUUGUAAAGGAAGGCAGAAUUUGGCUUGAAAUUUUUGUUGGCACAUUUGGUUGCCAUACGUCCAUUCCAUCUAUUGAUCAAAGGUAUUUUCACCUGUGGAGGCCACUCAUUAUUUGCCCAAAUGUCCACAAUACAGUUCUCUGAAUUAUUACAUUUGUUAAAAGGCUUCUCAACUAUAAAUCUCCAGAAUAUAGGCAUACAGGGCUAGAUCCUCUGCUGAUGUAAAUCUACAUAGCUCCACUGAAGUAAAUGGAACUACAACAAUAUUCAUUAGCUGAGAAUCUAUGCCAUAAAGUGUACUUUUCUGUCUAAGUCAGUGCCUAUACAAGUAAUCAGCUUGUUUAAUACAAAGAAUAGACUUAAUUCUUGUUUACAUUAAGAUCCCUUGAAACUAUUUUGGCAGUAUAAAAAAGGCCUAAAAGUAGGUGUAAUGUAAGUAUAGCACACGUGGAAAUUAGGCCUGGCAUCUCUAAACAUAAAGGAUCUCUAAGUAUGAUGUUGAAUUUAAUAUACUCAAAAUAUGAUAGGAAUAGAUGAUUAAGAAAUGAAAUUAUUUUGUUUUGCCAGUGUUCAAAAGUCAAAAAAUAAUUUGUGCCUUGUGCAGUCUUAUAAAUAAUGUAUUAUAUAGAAUGUUAAGAUAACAGUGUGUCCUUGUACUAUUAUAAUUUCAUGUAUCUCAUUAUUUUGGGAAUGUUAUCAUGAGGGUGAUGAGACAACUACUGUACAUAUAAUGUAUCCAGAAGAGAACAUUUUGUUUUAGGAGCUUG
Molecule: messenger RNA, 4950 nt
Organism: Chrysemys picta bellii (western painted turtle)
Lineage: Eukaryota; Metazoa; Chordata; Testudines; Emydidae
Gene: NPY1R
Product: neuropeptide Y receptor Y1
Biological process (GO): G protein-coupled receptor signaling pathway
Cellular component (GO): neuron projection; plasma membrane
Molecular function (GO): neuropeptide Y receptor activity; neuropeptide binding
Source: RefSeq, a predicted model, not a curated record